GAAGGCUCCGCCCCUCCCGGCCUGUGAUUGGCCCUCGCAGCUGUCAGUCACGGCUGACGCUCCGGCUCCGGCUCCGCGCAGCAGAGACGCGCCGCUGCUUCGCUCUUGUACCGUUUCAGUGCGUCGAGCGGCGGAGAGAAGCGGAGCCUGCGCGUCUGUCCUCGUCUGUGCGUCCGCGGAGCAAAGAGGAGCAGCCGAGCCGAGCCGUGCCAAAGCGUGCCGUGCAUGCCCCGGACACACCGGGAGCAGGAGGAGGAAGAGGAGCAGGAUUCUUCUUCUUUACCAGUGUUUUGACUCAGUGAGACUUCCAGCGCUUGCUUUUCCCUCAUGGUCACCAACACCGCGCGGCCGCAGUCAUGUGGAAUAUCGUGUGGAAAGUGCCGCGUUUGUCACUGACGUGUUUUCUGCUCGCGCUGCUGCUGCGAGUUCAGGUGUCUCUGUCCACGGGUUACUUCGAGCUGCAGCUGGUGUCCGUGGAGAACCCGCGCGCGCAGCUGCUGAACGGCGACUGCUGCGACGCGGAGCGGAGCGCGGCGGAGGGAAGCUGCGGCGCGGACGAGUGCGACACGUACUUCCGCGUGUGUUUAAAGGAAUAUCAGAGCGAGGUGACGACCAGCGGGCCGUGCACCUACGGCUGGGAAACUACCAAAGUUAUCGGGGGGAAUACUUUUCACUUCAAGAGCCAGAAGAGCGGACUGAGCCGGAGCAGCGACGGCGGCAAGAUCACCAUCCCGUUCCAGUUCGCGUGGCCGCGAGCGUUCACUGUGAUGGUGGAGGCGUGGGACUGGGACAACGGCACACACAGCAGCAGCAGCAGUGAUGAGGAGCUGUUAAUCGAGCGCAGCAUCCACAAGGGGAUGAUCAACCCUGGAGAGGAGAAGCAGACGGUGGAGUAUAAAAGCCUGGUGGCCAGUCUGGAGUACACCAUCCGCGUGCGCUGUGACGAACACUAUUACGGCAGCAAGUGCAACAAAGUGUGCCGUCCACGCGACGACUACUUUGGCCACUAUGUGUGCGAUCAGUCCGGAAACCGAGGCUGCAUGGAAGGAUGGACCGGACCCGACUGCAAAACAGCCAUCUGUAAGCAGGGAUGCAGCGUCCAGCACGGGACGUGCAGCGUGCCGGGAGAAUGCAAGUGUAACUACGGCUGGCAGGGACCGUUCUGUGACGAGUGUCUCCCAUACCCCGGCUGUGUCCACGGCACCUGCACUGAGCCGUGGCAGUGUUCCUGUGAGAAGAACUGGGGAGGUCUGCUCUGUGACAAAGAUCUGAACUACUGUGGAACAAACCGUCCGUGUAAGAACGGAGGCACCUGCAUGAACACGGAGCCGGACGAAUACAACUGCGCGUGUCCAGACGGAUACUCGGGCAAGAACUGUGAGAUCGCCGAACACGCCUGCGUCUCUAACCCGUGUGCAAACGGAGGGACGUGUCACGAAGUCCCGUCAGGCUUCGAGUGUCACUGUCCCGCGGGCUGGUCUGGACCCACCUGCGCUAAAGACACGGACGAAUGCGCCUCUGGUCCGUGUGCUCAGGGCGGGACCUGCAUCGACAUGGAGAACAGCUUCAAGUGUCUCUGUCCUCCACAGUGGACGGGAAAGACCUGCCAGAUCGACGUGUCUGAGUGUGUGGGGAUCAAGCCUUGCAUCAAUGCUUACUCUUGCAAAAACUUGAUUGGUGGAUAUCACUGUGCCUGCUUUCGUGGAUGGGUGGGCAAGAACUGUGACAUCAAUGUGAACAGCUGCCACGGACAGUGUCAGAACGGAGGAACCUGCAAGGACGUGCCCAGAGGCUACCAGUGUGUGUGCCAGCCGGGGUUCGUGGGCCGACACUGCGAGCUUCAGAGGAACCGCUGCUCCGGCGGCCCUUGUCGAAACGGGGGCCGCUGCUACGCCCUGCUGGAAGGCUUCAUGUGUGAAUGUCCUCCGGGCUUCGCUGGCACCACCUGUGAGGUGCAGAACGACCCGUGCAGCCCUAACCCGUGUCACAACAAGGCCCAGUGCCACGGCCUGACGGGCGACUUCUACUGCGGCUGCCCGGACGACUAUGAGGGCAAAACCUGCUCAGAGCUCAAAGAUCACUGCAAGACCAAUCAGUGUGAAGUGAUUGACAGUUGCACGGUCGCCGUGGCAACCAACGACACCCAAACGCGGGUGCGGCACAUCUCGUCCAACGUGUGCGGUCCCCACGGCCGCUGCAUCAGUCUGCCUGCGGGGAACUUCAGCUGCUCCUGUGAGCCUGGAUUCACUGGCAUCUACUGCCACGAGAACAUCAACGACUGCGCGUCGUCCCCGUGUAAGAGCGGCGGCACCUGCAUCGACGGGAUCAACACCUUCCAGUGCUUCUGUCCGGACGGCUGGGAGGGCCAUCUGUGUGACGCCGAUGUGAACGAGUGCAACAGGAAUCCGUGUCAGAACGGUGGCCAGUGCGUCGACCUGCUCAACGACUUCUACUGCGACUGUGUGGACAACUGGAAAGGAAAGACCUGCCACUCACGCGAGAGCCAGUGCGACUCCACGACCUGCAGCAACGGCGGGACGUGUUACGACCACGGAGACUCCUUCCUGUGCAGCUGUCCCUCGGGCUGGGGGGGCAGCACCUGCAACACAGCCAAGAACAGCUCGUGUGACUCGGGUCCGUGUCAGAACGGCGGCACGUGCGUCGGCGGCGGCGGCGACGCCUUCACGUGCAUCUGCAGGGACGGAUGGGAGGGAGCCUCGUGUGCACGGGAUGUCGAUGACUGUAAUCCACAUCCCUGCUACAACGGCGGCGUGUGCGUCGACGGCGUGAACUGGUUCCGUUGUGAAUGCGCCCCAGGAUUCGCCGGACCGGACUGCCGCAUCAACAUCGACGAGUGUCAGUCGUCUCCUUGUGCUGAAGGUUCGACCUGCAAGGACGAAAUCAACGGCUACCGCUGUGUUUGUCCGCCCGGACACGCUGGACCUCGCUGUCAAGAGUUCAUCGGACUGGGGAAGUCGUGUCGUCACGCCGGGCUGCAGUUUCCUCACGGCAGUCGUUGGGAGGAGGAGUGUAACUCGUGUCAGUGUGUUAACGGACACGUCCACUGCUCCAAGGUGAGGUGCGGUCGUCGGCCAUGUCUCCUCCCUAAGGCUCCUCCCCUUCCUCUUCCCGUGAACGGGAACCCUCCUCCGUGUCCCGGAGGUCACGAGUGUGUGGAGCAUCAGUUUCUCACCUGCUUCUCGCCGCCGUGUCACCAGUGGGGGGUGUGUUCCAUGCCGGAUCCGCCCACGCCGCUGCACACGCAGUGCGAGCCCAACAGCGGUUACCUUGACAACAGCUGCGCUCGCAUCACGCUCAUCUUCAAGAAGGACAAAGUGCCGCAGGGCACCACGGUGGAGAACAUCUGCUCAGAGCUCAGGUAUCUCCCUGUGACUCAGACUCUGGCUGAAGAGCGAGCACUGCUCAUCCUCUGUGAUCUGUCCUACACCAACAGUGAUGCUGUGGAGGUCGCCAUGUCCUACGAGCAGGACGGGAAGUCGUCGAAGGACGGCGACCGCGGUCAGAUCCACAACGCCGCCAGCUCCAUCGUCAACGCUCUGUCCAAACGCCACAACAGCACGGUAAUGUUGGCUGUGGUGGAGGUCAAAGUGGAGACGGUGGUCAAAGAUCCUCCUACUGGUUACCUGGUGCCGGUGUUGUGCGUCGUCUUCAGCGUCCUGUGGAUCUUCUGCAUCGUGAUCUGCGUGUGGUGGACGCGCAAGAGGAAGAAAGAGCGCGAGAGAGCGUCGCGCGCCCAGGACAGGACCGUCAACAACCAGCUGGAGGCGCCGCCCCCGCGCGGCCACGCCCUCAAGGUCAACCGCGACAAAGACAUUCAGUACGAAUGCAAGAAGCUGAUGAGCUCGUCCGAGAGGACGUGCGACGGCGCCGAGGGCGAGGAGGAGGACGACGAGGAGGCGGAGCUAGAGCUGGCGCUGGAGCUGGAGGACGACGAGGGGCGGGCGCCGGGCUCUGGGGACGGGAAGUGUCCCCCGUCCCAGAAAUGCUCCGUGUCGGCACCAUUUCAAGACAGAGGGAUGAUGGGAAAGAGGGGUGUGGUCAGCACGACGCGCAGCGCUCCGGUGAAGGCGCCGCACCGGACGGCGUACAGUCCCAAAGACAACCGGUGUAAAAACCUCAACGCCGCCAAACUCAGCGACGACAUUAAAGACCACUAUGUGUGACACGCUGACCUUUGACCUUUCUUACGUGACGAUUACAGAGGCUUUCAUUUUUGUAUUCUUUGCUUUGUUUUCGCACGGAGACGACAACAACGACAACAAAUACAACGACAACAACAACAACGACAACAACAACAACGACGACAACACCGACAACAACGAUACGGAACGCAAACGUGGAUUUAAUUCUUUCUUCUGCUCGUCAUGAUUUUUUUUCUGGUUCUGUUUAAACUUGUUUUUCUUUUGUUUUGUUUUCUCUGAUCCAGUGGUUCCCAAACUGUGGGUCGGGAUCCACACAUGAGUCGCAGGCAACUUUUUUCGGGCAACUUUUGAUUCAGCUUCCAAAGAUUUAGUCGUAAAAAAAUUUGCAACUUUUCUAGUGGUUCCCACACUCUGGGUUGAGACCCACAGAUGGUUCACGGGAGAGUUUUUUUGGUCCCCAAACGAAUUAGCUAAAUUUUCUCGCGUUAACUAACGUUCAUGUUCAUAUGUUUUAAGACAUACAUUUAUAAAAAGAGGUUUUGAUUUGUUUCCAAACAUUCAGUCGCAAAAUUUUGGACAAAUUUGCUCUUCUUAUGUUAUUUAUUUGUAUUGUUUUUUUAAACAUUUACAAAAGGAAGUUUUUGUUACAUUUAGUGUAACGUAACAAAAGUUGCAAAGUUUAUUUCGCAAGAUAUUUAUUACGAUUUGGGUCCUUUUUUGUUUUGUUUCUGUGAUUUAGUGGUUCCCAAACUCCGGGUCGGCACCCACAGUUGGUUCACAGGAGAGUUUUUCCGGCCCCCAAACAAAUUUGCAGAAUUUUCCCGACCUUUUUAAUUCAAAUUCUAUUUUCUGUAUGUUUAAAAGAACAAGUUACCAAACUAAUUUUCUCUGCGAUUUGACUCUUUUUCUGUUUUAUUUUCUCCUUGUUUUUCCUGAACAACAUUGGCAGCUGUUGAUGUUGGUGCCGUCUGUCGUCUGCGGGACUUUUUCUACUCUCUCUUCAUAUCCUGUCUUUUUUUUAUAGAAAACAAAAGAAAAACUACUUUUAAAAAAAAACAAAUGUUUUAUAUACAAAUCUAAGUUGUUUGAAAGUUGGCACCGUAUGAAACCAGGCAUUGGAAGGUCGUUUGUUUGUUUGUUUACAUCCAUAAACAUCUUUUCCAUUUUCUGUUAAACCCUUUCAAAAUAAUUGUGACAGCUUCCUGUUGGGUAGAAAAGUGCCUUCACUCCGUUUGUUUUCCUCCUGAACUUUAAAGUGAACAUAAAGGGAAAAGAUGUGGCGUCAACGCAGCAGUAAAGGUUUUAUUGUCUUUGUACAGAUGUAAAUAUGAACAAAUGGCUGUGUAUAUUUGAGUUUAGUAAGUUAAGUCAUGCUUUGUAUCAUAGUUAUUCUAAAAAAAUACCAUUGUUUUCUGCUUAUUUUUGUUUUUUUUAACGAUGUCAUUCCGUUGAUGAGCGUCUGUUGACGCGAUGACGUUGGUUUCAUCGCGACUUUGUCCACAGUCAAAAACAGAUUUGUCUUCAUGUGUCGUGAUUGUUUGUUGACACAGGCCACGCCCACGUUUUUAUUUUAACAGAAAAAAAAACAAGUUUCAGAAAGAACGACUAACAAUCACAAUUUUGUUAUUUAACCAGCGACGAGGUUGAAAAACGACAACUUUUUGUUUUACGAAAACCUGUCCAGACUAAAAAAAUCAAUCCCAGAGUCGUCAAACUAAGACGGAGACGGUUUCGCCCUUUAAAUGUCUCUGUUUUCAGACGCUGGACGACGAGUGUGAACGUCUUUAAAAGGAAAAUGUAGUCGUGUGGAUGAAGCAACACAGUCUGUGUGUGUGUGUGUGUGUGUCUCUGUGUGUGUGUG
This is a messenger RNA of Solea solea (common sole), 6024 nucleotides long. Its product is annotated as protein jagged-2-like. Gene Ontology annotation, biological process: multicellular organism development; Notch signaling pathway; establishment or maintenance of epithelial cell apical/basal polarity. The record is from RefSeq and is a predicted model, not a curated record. Lineage: Eukaryota; Metazoa; Chordata; Actinopteri; Pleuronectiformes; Soleidae. Bases 357 to 4184 code for a protein of 1275 amino acids. Gene Ontology annotation, molecular function: calcium ion binding; Notch binding. The transcript has 26 exons. Gene Ontology annotation, cellular component: protein-containing complex; plasma membrane.